AUGGCGUGCCUGGGUUUCCUCCUCCUCCUCCUCCUCCUCCUCCUCGCGAGCACCGUGGCCCAGGGCGAGUACGGUGUGAUCCACGUGGUGUCGGAGAACUGGAGCAAGAACUACUGUGUCCUCUUCCGCUCCGACUAUAUCACCUUGCCCCGGGACCUGCACCACGCCCCACUCCUGCCCCUGCACGACGGCACUGGGACCCCCUGGUGCCCAGGCGAGGACCUCUCCCACCAGGUCCAUCCCGGCUCCCCCAGCCAGCGGCCCCUCCGCCGGACCACCGCCAUGGUCAUGAGGGGCAACUGCAGCUUCUACGCCAAAGGCUGGCUGGCUCAGGGCCAGGGUGCCCACGGGCUGCUCAUCGUGAGCCGGGUCAACGGCCAACAGUGCUCAGACACCACCCCGGCGUCCCAGGACCCCCACAAGCCCCUGCCGGACCUCACCAUCCCGGUAGCCGUGCUCCGCUACGCCGACAUGCUUGACAUCCUCAGCCACACCCACGGCGGCACCGGGGUCCGCGUGGCCCUGUACGCACCCCCAGAGCCCAGCCUUGACUACAACAUGGUGGUCAUCUUCAUCCUGGCUGUAGGCACCGUGGCUGCGGGCGGCUACUGGGCCGGCCUGACCGAGGCUGACCGGCUGCAGCGGCGCAGAGCCCGAGGGGGAGGGGGGCCUGGCGGUCACCAUCCACAGGGAUCAGUGGCCGGCCAGCGCGGGCACGAGGAAGACGACGAGGAUGCACCGGUGGACUUCACGUUGGCCAUGACAGGGGCUGUGGUCACCACGUCCUGCGCCAUCAUGCUGUUGCUCUACUUCUUCUACGACUGCUUUGUCUACGUCAUGAUCGCCAUCUUCGCCCUCGGCGCCGGCACCGGCCUCUACGGCUGCCUGGCCCCCGUGGUGCACCACCUGCCCCUGCAGCAAUACCAGUGGCUCUUGCCCAGCCGCCGGGCCUGCCUGCAGCUGCCCCUGCUGCUGCUGGCCGGCCUGUGCCUGGUGGUGACCAUCCUCUGGGUGGCUUACCGCAAUGAGGACCGCUGGGCGUGGCUCCUGCAAGACAUGCUGGGCGUGGCCUAUUGCCUUUUCGUCCUGCGGCGGGUGCGCCUGCCCACCCUCAAGAGCUGCACCUCCUUCCUACUGGCCCUGCUGGCUUUUGAUGUCUUCUUCGUCUUUGUCACUCCCCUUCUCACCAGGACCGGCGAGAGCAUCAUGGUGGAGGUAGCCUCCGGCCCAGCAGACUCCUUGAGCCACGAGAGGCUGCCCAUGGUGCUCAAGGUGCCCCGGCUGAGUUUCUCGGCCUUGACCCUAUGUGACCAGCCCUUCUCCAUCCUUGGCUUUGGUGACAUUGUGGUCCCCGGCUUCCUGGUGGCCUACUGUCACCGCUUUGACGUGCAAACCCAUUCAGGGCAGGUCUACUUCAUGGCCUGCACUGCGGCCUAUGCUGUGGGCUUGCUGGUCACCUUUGUUGCCAUGGCCCUCAUGCAGAUGGGCCAGCCUGCCCUGCUCUACCUGGUGUCCAGCACCCUGCUCACCAGCCUGGCUGUGGCCGCCUGCCGCCAAGAGCUCACUCUCUUCUGGACUGGCCAGGGCAGAGCCAAGACCCCUGCCCAGCCUGUACCAGGGCUCUGUGGUGCCCCUUCAGUUGGCUCUGAGAGGAAGCAGGAGGAUGCAGCAGGAGGAUGCGGAGCCAGUGAAUUUGAGGUGGCCACCGACCACCUGGCAGGGGGCCUACACAGCAACCUCAGGGAGGACACGGCUAAGAUCAUCACCAUAUCUGAGGAUGAAGCCACCGGUUCACACAGCCACAGUGACAGCUCCGAGGGCUGGAGCGAUGCCAACCUGGACCAUGAUAAGCUGCCCCGUGUCCCCCCUGGGGCCUCUGAGGACCUGGUGCCGCUGAUGCCAAUGGCCAUGCUGAUACCACUGACACCACGGGUGUCGCUGCCCUCGGACCUGGGCCACAGCCAGGCCCAGGCCCACGAUGCCAGCCUGCCCUGGAUGGGGCUCCACAAGAGGAAGGGCUUGAAGGUAAAGAAAAGCAUAUCAACCCAGGCUCCCUUGUGA
Phacochoerus africanus (Common warthog) is the source of this 2061-nucleotide messenger RNA. It is a transcript of the gene SPPL2C, whose product is annotated as signal peptide peptidase like 2C. Gene Ontology annotation, molecular function: aspartic endopeptidase activity, intramembrane cleaving. The record is from RefSeq and is a predicted model, not a curated record. NCBI's taxonomy places the organism in Eukaryota, Metazoa, Chordata, Mammalia, Artiodactyla, Suidae. Gene Ontology annotation, cellular component: cytoplasmic side of endoplasmic reticulum membrane; Golgi-associated vesicle membrane; lysosomal membrane. Bases 1 to 2061 code for a protein of 686 amino acids. The transcript has a single exon. Gene Ontology annotation, biological process: membrane protein proteolysis.